GCGCGCGACUUCCUGUCUACCUGUUUAUUAUGCUACAUACACGUCACGUGCUAUAUGUCAAGGCUGAAUAUAAUACAAUGGCGGCAGAAGAACUGGAGCAAAUCAAUGUCAUCGGAAAGUUGUCAAACCAAGUGGUCCAGGAAUAUGAAGCUCUACAGCGGGAACACGGUCUCACAACCAUGGAGUGUCAGCGUAUACAGGAGGAGAGGGACGAGGCCAUCCAGAAGCUCAAUGAGUUCCAGCAAGUCUCCCACAUGGUCAUUGAAGAGGUGAAUGCCAUUCAAGAGGAUUUGGAGAUCGAGAGGAAUUGUCGUCAGAGCGUUGAAAUCCUGGCCACAAAGCUGAAGCGUCAGAACCGCUCCCUGAAGAGGAAGAGCAUGCUGCUGAUGGCUCAUCUGGGCCCCGACACCAUCACUGAGAUCCAGCUGGAGGAGGAAGAGGAGCAGGAGAAGGAGCAGAAGGAGGAGGAGGAUUUGCAAGGAGCCAAUCAGGAGUGUCUCCUGACCAAGUGCCAGACCACCAUCACAGAGCUGCGUGAAAAACUCUCUCAGGUGGUGCAGGAGAAGACGCGAGCUGUUGCCGAUGUAGAGGCCCUCCGAGACCAUCUUCGUGACACCAGAGACGAAUUGCUGAAAGAGAAACACGAUAACAGUGUUUUGAUCGCAGAGACCAUGCGGCAGAGAACCCUCCUGCAGAAAUACAACCGAGUGUCAGUGUUUGCAGCAGAGGAGUUUGAGGUGUUGCAGGAUGACCUGAGCUUGGAGAGAGACUUGCGGACAGAGGCGGAGAAGUUUGCCAGGGAGAUGCUGGUGGAGCAGAAGAAGCUGAGGAGACAGAGCCAGCUGCUGGUCCAAAGUGCCGCCCCUGGCCACGCCCUACAGGAAGCACUACGAGAGGUCGCCAAGCUCACCCAGGAAGUGGAGACCCAAAGGUUGGAGCACCUGCAGCAGAUGAAAGAGGCAGAGGAGCGAGUGCGGAGCGGCCAGGCUGAGAAGGAGCUGACGGCUCUGCGACGCAAACUUGACCUCCUGGAGGAGGGGAAGGAGGAGCAGGGGGGGAGGUGCACCCGGGCCGAGAGGGAGGUCAAGGACCUGCGCUCCACCGUCGAGGAGCUCCAGCAGAGGCUCCAGAUGGCUACCAAUCCCCCUACAUGCCACGCACCUCCUCCUCCACCUCCUCCCCCGCCUCCUCCACCACCACCACCACCACCACAGCCCACCAACCCUCUCAGCUCCCUGCUGUCUCUGAUCCGCAAGAAGAAGGGCGGCACAACGGACAUCCCUCUGGUCGUUCAGGACUCCACCGGGGAACCAGUGGUGGAUGUCAGGAGGCAGGCGGUGGAUGAGAUGAUGGACAGGAUCAAGAAGGGGAUCCUCCUGCGGCCCGUAGCCCGGAGCCCCAGCACCAGGACCAAACCCAGGGUGGAGAGACUGCCGUCUAACUCUGCCAUUCAGGAACUGAAAGGAAUCAUGGAAAAGGUCCAACGGACGGCUCCGCCACGGGCUGUGCCGCAGGCGACGGAGAUCGACAGGACCGGGGAGCUGGAGAAGAUUUUACUGAGAAGGCGGGGCGCUCUGGAAGCCACGCCCCUCUCUGACACGCCUCCUCCCAGCAGGGGGCUAGAUGCUAGGACGCCGUCGUCUUCGUCAAGGUCUAAGAAGACCAGGCCGAGGCCCUGCUAGGGCCGGUUGGUUGAUUCUGGUAAACAGCAGUGACUUUACAAUCUCCACCUCCUCCAUUUUGAUGUUCAUGAAAAACAUCAGUUUCUCUGCUGACCUUCUAUCACAUGACAAACUCUACGUAUUCCAUUGUGUUGUUCUGGAAUGACCAUGAGAUGAAGACUAAUGAAUAAUGAAUAAUGUGUCAAAUCUGUUGUUGAUGAAACAGCAAGAAAGAAUAGGCACACUUUAAACGUAGAUUUAGUUCAAAUGAAACUGUAUAGCAUAUUCACUAACAUGUGGUGGCGCUUAUGCAUUGCACUCUACUGACCUGGUACCUACUAAUUACAUCACUUCCUAUCUGGCCAGAGCAUCCAAAAUGUAUAAUGUUAUUAGAUCUUAAUCAACUGAUUCAUACAAAAGAGACCAGACGUCUGUAUCCUACUCCCAAUUCAUUCUGUGCCCCCUUGAAUAGUGUGUUUGCAUCAUUUCCUAUAGAUCCAAGUACUUUGGUACAUGUUGAUAAUAAAAAGAAAAUAAGUUCUUGGAAAAUC
This is a messenger RNA of Gadus macrocephalus (Pacific cod), 2212 nucleotides long. RefSeq names its product shootin 1 (gene shtn1). NCBI's taxonomy places the organism in Eukaryota, Metazoa, Chordata, Actinopteri, Gadiformes, Gadidae. The record is from RefSeq and is a predicted model, not a curated record.